Molecule: messenger RNA, 2360 nt
Organism: Podospora pseudocomata
Lineage: Eukaryota; Fungi; Ascomycota; Sordariomycetes; Sordariales; Podosporaceae
Source: RefSeq, a predicted model, not a curated record
UCCCGAACCACCACCUCGAUUCGAAUCUUUGACCCGCCGACUCGAGGGACACACCGUGUCACCCGAUUGCCAUGUAUCAAACUCUGCGUGGAGAAGAAUUCCGCGUCGUCCAUCUACUUCCCGGAGAAUAUGACGACGAAAUCAGAUGCGUCUUGGAAAUACGACCACCCGACAUCAAGACUGCAUACGAAGCUCUGUCAUACCAAUGGGGCGAUGAUAGCAACUUGAAGACCAUCCACAUCUUGCACUUCGCCGUCCCCCAAGCCCGCCCGACAACAGAUUGGCAAGGGCUCGCUUACGAAAGGGGCUGUCCGUGGUUAUAACACGCCUCUAUAUCAUCUUCGCCUGGUACCACAUCCGCUCAAUCGAGUUUAAGGCUCAACCUACAAUUGGCCAUGAUGGUCUUUAACUUGCAUUUUUGGUGGCACUCCUUUCGAGCGACUGAUGUUGAAGACUUUGACUUUGACGACCGGCAAGUGACACCGAGCCUUGAUCUGGCGCUUCGAUAUCUCCGAUCGUGAAUGGCUUCCCGGACACUUUGAAUCGACGCGUUGUGUAUCAAUCAAAAGGACGAGGCGGGAAAGCGAAUACAGAUUCAACGUAUGCAGGCAAUCUACGCCAAUGCCUGGCAGGUCGUUGUGUGGCUUGGGGGGUAUCAUGGUAUCACUGCUGAGAACAGCGCUUGCAGCGAAGCGGAUUACUGUUUGCAACGCCACCAGCUUGAGAAAGCCUUUUACGUAUGUACUGGACUAGGCAGCUGGCGCUUUGUCUACUCCUGGCUAUUUAACUUGGACAGAGUAUUCGCCGAACAAGCUGUUGCCGGUCUGAUCGACAUCGACAAAAGAGGGUGGUGGGAAAGACUUUGGGUUAUACAGGAGAUGGCAUUGGCCACAGGGAGGGUCCUGCUACAGUGCGGCAAAAGCGUUUGUCAUUAUAACCUUUACUGCGCCAUGAGGCUGAAGAUGAUUGAACGGUUCGAUAACAUGACUGACCUUCAACGCACUUCCGCGGUAGCCAUGCAGACAUUUGUUGAAAUCACAGAGUUAUUUCGUUAUCCGGAAGAUCUGUUGCCUACAGGCUCUCUAAUCAGAUUAUGGCUUGUUCAACUCAUCUCUCGUGCUGCUGGCCAAGAGCGCAGGCAACAGUUCAGAAAGCAGAAGCUAGCACUCAGACUACAGUAUAUCCUCCUGAGGACCAAUGGCCACUUCAAGUGCCGGGAUGUGCAAGAUCGACGCUGGUGGCACUAUGGCUCGUAUACCUGGACCGCCCAGUACUGGCCCAUCUUUCGGCCACAGUUUGUUAUCAAGGACCAAAAGGAAGUUCAUCAGGCAAUUGCUCGCUCGUCCAGAGACAGUCACGAUAAAGCUCAGUUCUUCAUGGACCUGGCACAGUAUCUGGGAACUCGAACCGGCAGACUGUCAAUUCUAGAUUGUGCCAACUGCAUGGCUGACCAGGAUUUCCAAGCGCCCUCCUGGCCACCGGUUUGGACCAGACCUACCGAUGACGAUGUCUACGUAUUUGCAAUCAGUCAGGACUACGUACCUCCUGACAAGUUCCACUUCAGCACAGAUUCAAGAACUCUUACUCUACAAGGACGGACCCGAGGAACCAUCAACGUUGUGCGCAUCACCAACACCUCACAGCCCGAUCACACCCAGCCGCUGCAGCGAGAAUUGGAGAUAUGGCUGUAUCUUCCCAUGGAAUUCAAAAUGACAAUACUUGUCAUUUCUGCUGCUGUUUUCAGAAACGUGUCAGCCACGAGGCGGACCGCUACCAUCGCACUCAUGAAGCGAUGGUUUGCGGUUGGCAGCCCUGAAGGCACCAUCGAACAUCAGAUCUGGACUGUGAGACUGACUGAUUGGGACCGGAAUUACCCGAUGUGUCUGGUAUGGCGUCUUUUCUUCAAGGCCGUCUGGCGGGAACUCCGGCAUGGGCAUUGGCGACGGACAAGGGUGCGUAUGGUGUGGCUCGCCUUCGUCUUAGCAUUGAGCUUCCCAGGUAUACACUACGCGAUUAAUCACCUGGAAUCGCUGGGGGUCAUGUUUCGGAGAGCGAUGUUCUCGAUGAACAACCGCGGCCAAGAUACCACACUGGUUUAUAGCUUCGACGCUAGAGCUGGUGAGAUGGGCGUUCUGAAAGCGGGCGAGGCCGUUCCAGGUGAUCAACUCGUCUUUGUUCCAGGAUGUUACCAUCACUUGGUGUUGCGAAAGCUGAGUGACAUGAAGAAGAAGACGCAGUGGCGGUUGGCUGGCCUUGUUGCUAUGGGUCCCAAGGGUGGCCUCGAGCGAACAGCUUGCACCGAAGCCCAGUGGGAACAGCACGAGAGGGAUGGCGCAUUGCAGGAAUAUUUAAUUAUAUAG